Messenger RNA from Anopheles cruzii, 519 nucleotides. RefSeq names its product C-type lectin 37Db-like. Gene Ontology annotation, cellular component: external side of plasma membrane. Lineage: Eukaryota; Metazoa; Arthropoda; Insecta; Diptera; Culicidae. The record is from RefSeq and is a predicted model, not a curated record. The transcript has 2 exons. Gene Ontology annotation, molecular function: carbohydrate binding. Gene Ontology annotation, biological process: biological process involved in interspecies interaction between organisms. The coding region runs from base 1 to 519 and encodes 172 amino acids.
AUGGAACCUCGACGUUUGGCCAACAUAGUUGCACUUUUCGCCGUCUGCGCCUUAUUGGGCACCUUAAAGGCAUCGAACGAACAAACAUUUGGUCUGUAUCGAGAAAAGUCGUACUAUUUUGGCGAUGCAUUUGCGCUAAACUGGUUCAAGGCAUGGGACUUUUGCCGGUCUCGCGGAAUGUUUCUACUGUCCAUCCGCAACCAGCCGGAACUGGAUGCUGUUGUGGAGUACCUAGAGAAGAAUGGUGUCUCGAAGGUGACCGACCAUCUACAAUUUUGGACCUCGGCGAAUGACCUUGGCCAGGAAGGACAGUUCUACUGGGCAUCGACGGGCGAGCGGAUGCGGUUCGAGCGGUGGACCGAGAACGAGCCAAACAAUGCGCAGCAGAGCGAAUGUAGAUUCGAAAAUUGUGUUGUUGUACAGCGAAAUCUCAAAGUAGAUCUUAAAAUUAACUAUACAUUUGACGAUCGGACAUGCGAUACGCCUUUUUUGUUCAUGUGUGAAACACUCUACGAUUAG